Molecule: messenger RNA, 558 nt
Organism: Bacidia gigantensis
Lineage: Eukaryota; Fungi; Ascomycota; Lecanoromycetes; Lecanorales; Ramalinaceae
Exons: 2
Coding region: 1-558 (185 amino acids)
Cellular component (GO): cytoplasm
Molecular function (GO): gluconokinase activity
Source: RefSeq, a predicted model, not a curated record
AUGUGGAUAAUUACCGGACCGGCCGGCUGCGGCAAGAGCACAGUCGCCCAAUACUUAGCGCAAGAGCUUUCCAUACCCUAUCUCGAAGGUGACGAUUAUCAUUCUGAAUCCAACAAGCAGAAAAUGUCACAAGGUCAGGCAUUGACCGACCAAGAUCGGUGGGACUGGCUCAUCCAGCUACGCGAGGCAGCUACCAACCGCCUUUCACCCUCGAAAUCCUCCCGAACCAAAGUUCAUGACGGCGUGGUAGUCACGUGCUCAGCACUCAAGAGACGAUAUAGAGACGUCAUCAGAGUCGCUGCUUACCAUGACAAUGAUGUGAUGGUUCACUUUAUUUUCUUGAAGGCUGACGAAAACAUCUUGCUCGCUCGGGUCUUGGGCAGGAAGGGUCAUUUCAUGAAGAGCACUAUGGUGAGGUCACAAAUGGAGCUUCUUGAGGAACCCGAUAUGCAAGAGCAUAGAAAAGAUGUCCUCGAAGUUGAUUGUGGGGGAAGCUUAACCGAGGUUCGAAAGGAGGUCGUCAAGACCGUCAGAGUGGCCUUAGCUGACGACCAGUGA